AUGAGACUAUAUAUUUGGAAGGAGGCGUUUGGGCUGGAGUAAGUCUCUCUCUCUCUCUCUCGCGCGCUCUCUCACUCUCCUUUUUUGUUUCAUUUAUUUAUAUUAUAUUUAGAAUGAUCAGUAGAUCUGACUGAACUAGACAGGACUUCAUAUUAGCAUUGACCCUAGAAGAGGACUGGCAAACCCUCUGAGCCGGUGUUGUGUCGAGUAAACGCUGCUAAUUAUGCUGUGAAACCAAGGAGUCCGCUUAUACUGUACUUUGAUUAUAAGUUUUAUUUAUAUCACAAGAUUUCAGCAUACGUUUACAGACGUCUGCAGCAUCUGGAGAACAGUGUCCCAAAAUAAUAUGUCUGUUCUGAUCUUCUUUGUCUCAAACCAGUACUUAUAAUCUUUACCAGGAUAUGUGUGGUUUCCCAUACUGACCAAUCACCUGUCUCCACACAACAGACUUCCUCUGUUCUAUGGGGUGUCCCUCUAAAACUGCUCCCCCUAAAACUGAAUAAACAUCCUCUCAGGUUCCACUUUGAAAACAUUAGCAAAGUCAUAAUCCCUCAGACACUACAUAUUUCCCCCCUUCGAGACAAAUUAAGUCUCGAAAACAAACAGAAUAGGAUUAUGACAAGUAACAAUUUAUCUUAUUGAGUAUCUUUAACAAUAAACCAAAAACAAAUUUUUCUAUGGAGUGUAAAUACAUUUCUAUGAAAUAUGAACAAAUCUCUAUGGAGUGUGAAUACAUUUCUAUGAAACAUGAACAAAUCUCUAUGGAGUCCUUCUUUCCAAUCAAGACAGUAAAAUUCUCUCACGGCCCCUCUGCCCCAGGCAACCACCUAAGUACUCCAGAUCAAUUCAUAAAUCUUUAUCAAUGCAUUUGAAACUAUGAUGCAACUAAAUACACAUGAAAGCAUCAGCAAACAAAAUACUAUCAAAAAUGUCCACACUCAGGCUGGUCGACCCAUCGGACCCUAAUGUGGAUUCUCUCUAUCCCUGCCUAGACCCAAUAUCCCUAAGCAUCCACGAAAUAAACAAAAACAUCUGAGAUCCCCACAUGUACCCAAUAACAGCAAAUAUCAUUCUACAAAAAUUAAUACAGAAAGAAUAUGACACAAAUUAUGUAUUACACAUGCAAAUAUGUCUAUAUAUCAUUGCAGACACUGGAAUGUAGUCCACUACACUUCAUCUCCUCAGCAGUGUCGACUUCCAAUGCAUCGUUGAUGAUGGAAUCGGAACAUUUCCACACCUUCCUUGUUCCAUCUCCUCCAGUCCCUUCAUAUUAUCCUUUCAUAUUGUCCUUGUUUGAGCAUUUGAAUCCCCUCUACAUAUUACCCCAUAUGCUUCUGGAAGAAAAGAAAAGACCAAACAGUAUAUUUUGCAAAACAACACAUUCAAAUUAAAACAUCAAUAUCAACUAAGAAUAUAAAAAUGAUAUAUAAAAUGAAUCACAUUCUAUUUCCCCCCUUUGAUUCAUAACAAAAUACUAAAAUCACACUAAUAUUAAAAAACAUUUGAAAAAUGAUCAGAUCAUCAAAAUGGAUAUUUAUCCAUCAAUACUCCAUCCAGUCCCACUUGUCCAUCUUCAUCCAGAUCAGUAACAGUCAACAACGGCAUUUGAGUGUUGUCUCCAGGCAUCACAACUCCAACCCAUCUCAAUAUCAUAGCCUUCGCAAAAGUCAGUAACAAAGUACAAAAGCAAAACAUCACAAACAGUGCUAUCAGAGCUGCCACUAAAAUCUGAACCAUCACUGCUCCCACUGGGCCUAACUGAUCUUGCAACCAAGUCUUCGCUGACCAUCCAGCUCCUUCAGAUCUACCAAACUCAUCCCUUAUAUUCUUCAAUGCAUCUAUAACACUAGUGAUAUUAUCGGAACUAUCUGGGAUCAAAGUAUAACAAUCAUCCCCCGUCAAAUUCAUAGCCAAACAUAAGCCACCUUGUUUUGCUAAAAUAUAGUCAAGAGCCAUGUCAUAUUUCAACAGCGUCAGUCUGUGACUUCUUUGUGUAUUCGACAGAAGGUUAAACCCUCUUAUCGAUUCAUUUGCAAAACCCUGCAAAGUAUAGGUAAUAUUAUCAAUAUGAUCUGCCAAAAAUUUUACACCAUACCAUGGAAAAAGUCCCAGUCCCCACUUCUCUCCUAGACUUAUCCUCCAAUGGUAAGCUUCCAGACUAUGAAAUUCCGCCAUAUCCCUUUUCACCCUAUUUCCAAACCUAGACUCAGAUUUAUCUGUGUCCGGUGCUUCCCCUCUUUCAAUGGUAAAAACCUCAUAUGGAAGCUUCAAUGUCGACAUGUAACAACAUCCUGUCCAUCCAUAGGGUAAGAAUAUAUAUGCUUUAUCACCACAAACCCACCAAAUAUCUCUAAAAUCCCCAAUAGUCACAUUACCAUUCAAAACUUCUCUCCACAUGAGAGGAAUCUCACCUCUACACAUUCCUUCUCUCACAUCUACAAGGAAGAUGAGCUGUAUCACUCAUCCUGACCCUAAUAACAGUCUUUUCCUCUAAAAUUGGUGCUGGAGCGAUUGGCUCCCUUGUAAUCAAAUGUGAUAUAUUUAUAGCUUAAAUAACUGUCAAUGUUGAAGGAGUUAAAUUGCUUCUCACUGUUGUUAUAAUAGGCUGAAGUGUUGAUGUCAUUGUUGUUAAUUCAUCCAUUCUCCCUAAGGCUUUGAACUCUUGACUUGUAUUUCCAUCUAUCACCACUAGUGUCACUACAUUAACUCUCAGUCCUAACUCUAAUCCCUCACUUUCAAACUGUUGAUUAUAUAAAAUACACUUAUAAUCACCUUGAUCUUCCUGCUGGGAAUUGUAAAUAUAGAUACCGCAAUCACCCUCAAUCUUCAUUCUUCUCUCAUCAUUCAGCAACGCAUACUUUCUCAAUGCAACUGCUCCCAACAGAUCUAAACUCCUGCCAUAUCUAUCUUCCCACUGAACUCUAAAUUUCCCUUCACCACUGUUCUCUCUCUCUUACUACUAACAUUGAAGCUUAGCUGACUGUCCUAGAGUUCCUUCAACCCUAGUUUUCUUAACUUUUUUAAUCUGACUUUUCAUUUCACUGAUUUAUUCACAAAAUCCCUUUCCCUCUAAUUUUUCAAAAACCAUUUCACUGAUUUAUCCACAAAAUCCCUUCCCACUAAUUUUAGGAUAUGUGAUCGGGAAGUCCCCACCUGCUUAUGACUUCUUUACACACAGACUUGGCAAACGACUGAGCAUCGUUUAGCCUUAUUUGACAUCUUAUGCACCUCUUGGUGUAUGAAUAUAACCAAGAAUAACAGUCACACCCUGUAAACAUAAUUUUUCAGACAGAUUGUCCUCCUUCCUCUCCAAUUCUUUCACAGUCCAGAAACUAUCUAUGGAUAUGAAACAACUGGAACCGCCAUUGGUGGCUGAUACAAUUGCGGUUGGAACUGGUCCUGUUGAAGCUGUGGCAGUGAUUGUUGACCUGGUGCACCCUGAUUCUGCAUAACCAAAGCUUGUUUCUUCUCCUUCUCAUUCUCCACCAGUUGUAUUUGAUUGAGUUUUCUGAGAGUUUCUUGGUCCUGUUCUUUCUGGUUGUGUUCCUUUUUCCUGUACAGAUCCACUUGAUGGGCUAUAUGAUCUCUAUAGACGCCUUUUGUCAUGCUUCCAAGUCCAACCACCUCUGCCAGUUUGCUCCUUACUGGUGAGGGCAGUCCCAUCUGCAGUUUAGCUCUCAAAAUUGACUGCUCAAUUUGACUCACAUCUGGAUCAUUUCCAGUAAUAUUUCUCCACACUUGAUGGACUCUUGACACAUAGGCUCUCGGAUUUUCUUGUUGUCCUAGUGGGUCAAUCAGAAUGUUAUCAGGAUGCACAUUUGUUGGAAACGUAUCUUUCAGUGCUCUCCACAGACGAUUCCUACUUGCAGCCAACAAUUCAGGGUCGUUCACUGCAGUCCCCACAUAUCUAUUGAGUCCCGCUCUCUGAAAAAUGUCUUCCAUACCUGGAAUCCCAAGGAGAUUAGCCAAAAGUCUCUUAAUGUCUCCUAUAGCAGACUGUGUUCGCACCGUAAUUUCUUCCAAUUUUGAAAUCCAAGGAUAGGCUCCAUCUUGAAGAGUAGGCAGCUUCUCAAGUAUAUCUGACAUAUCGGUAUUUUGCAAAGGCUUAUAUUCUAAGUUUUGACCUCGAAUGAUCACUGGCAUCAUCUUCUUACUGGUGCUCCCUUGUCUUGGCCUUAAUGUAUACCUCUUCUCCAAUUCUUGGGAUCCUUUUUUCAGCUGUUUUUUCCUCUCUUCUUCUGUAUCUUCAGCUUCUUGAGUUGUUGUUCCAGUUCUCGUUGUCUCUUCUAAAUUAUUCCCCUUAUCCAGGCAUAAUACACAUCAGUCCAUAUCUCUUUCUAUUUCUUCUUUGUUAAUCAUUGUAGAAUAAAAUCCUCUUGAACAUAAAGCACCUGUAAUCUCCAAAUCUUCAUCGCUGUCUUCAUCUUCCAUCAGGGAUCGAAUCUCUAGUAUCCUUCUUCCUUCCUCUCUUGCCAACUUCCUUCUAAUCACAGAGUCAUAUCCACCCAUGAUCUCUUCUCAAUCACUCUGAUCAUCAUCAUCAUCAUCUUCUUCAUCUUCAUCUUCAAGUUCCAUCUUCCUUAACCUCAUUCCACUCUUAGUUUCCAGACCUCUCGGUUUUCUUCCUACUUUUUGAGUUUUCUUUAUCGUCGUUUCUGCUUCUCCUCUCUCUAUUAUUCAAUCACUUUCAUCAUGUUGAUGACGUCAGGGUUAAGAUUCCCUCCCACUAGCUAUGGUUGUUCAAUAUCAGGCCAACUUUUAUUCCCUUUUCCAGAUAACCUUUAGUUAAUGGUAUUGCAAGGUUUACUAUUUUCAACUAUAUCAACAGGUGUAAUUACUUUCAUAGUUCUGAAGUCCUUUUUCCCCCUUGUAACAACUAUUUUAUAUUCUUUUAUUGUGAAUUAUUUUUAUUUUUAGACUAUAUAGCCUAUAGUUCCCUUUUUUUCUUCUUCCCCAAAUUAAUUAAUUCAUCAAUUAAUUUAUUCAUCAAUUAAUUUAUCUGUUCAUUUUAUUUUAUUUUACCAAAUUAUUGAUUAGUGGCAAUCUUACCACAUCCAAUCAGGAAAGUAAAUGAAAGUAGUCAACUUCAGAGCAAUCCAAAAAAUAAAGACCUCUAAUCCUACAACACUACAGUACUCAUAAACCCCAUUGCUUAAUAAGCACCCAAUUACCUUAAUUUUACAGAAUAAUGUCAGUACUCGAUUCCCCCCAUAUCUAAUCAAACCCACUCAUGCACAAAAACUCCAAUAUGCAAUUCUUAUUUUCAUCAAUUGAUCAGUCCUUUGCCAAGUCCUUGUCAAAUUGUCAUAACAUCAAAUAUGCUAGGCACACAAAAUAUCCUGUCUGGGAAGGUAGGUUUUUGUAAAUAGAACAGUACUAGCCUUGAUUUUGACUUGAUCCUGUUGCAGCAGACUCUGUCGCGUCAUGUACACAUCAGCAUUUCCGCUCUCUCUCUCUCUCUCUCUCUCUCUCUCUCUCUUCUCCUCUUAUCGUCUCUCAUAUCACAAAAGAACAAAGAAACAGACAAGAAUUUAGUAGUUUAUGCACUCACUGAGUUAUUACAAGCAUUCAAUAUUCCUCUAGUCACAUUCGCGCUAAGAAUUAACUCAGGAAUCGUAUAAAUAGCUCAACAAAAUUUUUAUUUUAUUUAUUUAUUUAAUUAUUUUUAUUUUUAAUCCGUCAACAUCUCUCUCUCAUUUAUCAAUUCAAUAGGUCUCAAGAAAAACAGUUUCAUCGUCAAACAACAGCCGAUGUAACAACCAGAAUACACCAUUAGACUCUAAAUGUUCUCUCUCUUUGUCUGCUCUCCCCGCAGAGGAGGAGUGAUAUAUUUACCCCUAUGUAACUCUAGUCAUAAAAUCACGCGCAUGCGUAGUUCAAACAUCAAUACGAUUUCACAGUGGAAGGAGCUCUCUCCCAGCUCUCUCCAAGCUAGACAACAGAAAGUUAACAGUCCCGCUAUACCUCCUCUCUUUUACCCCUCAUAGACAAACAAUAACACUCAACAGAGCUCACAAACCAUAGGACACAAAUCCCACACUAUUCUAAACACAGUUUUGGAGGCUCGAUCCAUUCCUAUGGACCUCCAAGGUAACAAUGUAGCACGCAGCAUGUAUCAUUUAGCAUGUAGCAUGUAGCAUGUAUCAUUUUACCUCCGCUGCGCCGUAAAAUUCCUUUGUUCUCUAAAUUUUUGCUACCACGAGUUCCCGCGGAAAUCCAAUGAGCGGUCACAUCAACCAAAUGAUUCGUCAACCACAUGUUGAGAGGUAACAUACAAUCGAAUAUAUAUACCACAGCCUCAAGCCCCAUGGACUUACCUAACUUCACCUAACGUGUUAUUAGGAUUUUUGGCCCAUCCUAGUGAUCACCUCCUUUAAGAGGGUUUUUCCAUAGAUUCGCAACGGUUCUAAGUUGUACACAUAUACCUAGGCCUUAUUCCUUUCAAUCUAUUCUUCUUGAACUUUAUUCAAGCAAAAUAUCCCUAUAGACACUCCCCCCUAUUUGCGUCGUUUACCAGCGCAAACAAAUUUAGAAUUCUUAGUACAGACCCCCAUCCCACAGCAAUAACAGCAACAUCAGCACACACAAGUCCUUUACACGGUACAUCUCCCCAGCGCACACACCCAUAACCAAGCGAACCAAACCGCACACAAGAUUGUGAGAAAUCUCACCUUAUGAGCCGGCGUCUUGAGCGGGAGUCACUUCGCUGCUCAUGAAUGUAACACAGGAGAGACGCAGACCACCCCAAUCACUCGUCGCCAUUUUGUUGUGUCGAGUAAACGGUGCUAAUUAUGCUGUGAAACCAAGGAGUCCGCUUAUACUGUACUUUGAUUAUAAGUUUUAUUUAUAUCACAAGAUUUCAGCAUAAGUUUACAGACGUCUGCAGCAUCUGGAGAACAGUGUCCCAAAAUAAUAUGUCUGUUCUGAUCUUCUUUGUCUCAAACCAGUACUUAUAAUCUUUACCAGGAUAUGGGUGGUUUCCCAUACUGACCAAUCACCUGUCUCCACACAACAGACUUCCUCUGUUCUAUGGGGUGUCCCUCUAAAACUGCUCCCCCUAAAACUGAAUAAACAUCCUCUCAGGUUCCACUUUGAAAACAUUAGCAAAGUCAUAAUCCCUCAGACACUACACCGGCUUCCUCUCUAAGUUUCUUUAUAGGUUCCUUCCUUCUAGAGUUUUUCCUGGCCACUGUGCUUCUGCUUCUGCAUUGAUUGCUCUUUGGGGUUUAGGCUGGAUAUCUGUAAAGCACUUUGUCACAACUGCUGAUGUAAAAAAGGCUUUAGAAAUAAAUGGGAUUGAUUGAUUUAUUGUAUAUCCGCAGAUGUAUAACAUGAUGCCGUGGGUCAUGCGUUGGGUUCCUGGUCCUCACAGAAGGAUCUUCUCUGGCUGGGAGGAGGUCAUCUCCUUUAUCAAGAUCAGGAUUCAGGAGCACAAAAAGGACAACGACACCUCAUCACCAAGAGACUUCAUCGACUGCUUCCUCAACGAGAUAGAGAAGGUGAUGAUGAUGAUAAUGAUGACGAUGAUGAUGAUUAUCACUAAUGUAGUGGUAAAAAAAGUAUUUGGGUAAACACUGAUUGCCGUUUGCGGUGAAUAUAGUAAUGCUUCCUAUAUUAUUAUAGAUUCUUUUAAAUUAUAAUUGUAUUUUGGUUGUUAGAAAAGACACAAAUAUACAUAUACAAAGACAAUAGACAACUUAACAUUUGACAAAUAUAGAUCCACUAAACUAGACAUGACGUUGGCUGGGACUUAAUGCCCAACCUUCAACAUAGAGAAAAAAGACGAAUAAAGACAAAAAACACCAACUCAGACGUACAUGAAAUUCAACAAACAUUAAUAACAUCACAUUUACUCAGACCCACAUGCUCCCACCGUAUUCAUACCCAUCCUGUCCGUCUCACAAUAACAUCCUUUCCCAUUUCUCAUCAUUUGGAUAUCUCCAGUGCUUGUAACACUUUAUGCCAUAUGGAUUCAAAUUGCACUAUUUUGUUUCUCUCUCUAGCCAACAUAAAAAAAGUAUAUUUAACCUCUUAAGGAUCGGACCCUUUUUUUCAAAUUUCGCCUAAAAUGACAUACCCAAAUCUAACUGCCUGUAGCUCAGGACCUGAAGCAAGGAUAUGCAUAUUAUUGAUACCAUUUGAAAGGAAACACUUGGAAGUUUGUGGAAAUGUGAAACUUAUGUAGGAGAAUAUAACACAUUAGACCUGGUAAAAGAUAAUACAAACGUCGUUUUUUCUUUGAAAUGCAAGAGAAAGGCCACAAUAUAAUAUUGAAGUUUAGGCACAAUUUAGAAUUUGGCCACUAGAUGGAAGCAGUGUGCGUGCAAAGUUUCAGAUUGAUCCAGUGAAGCAUUGCAAUACUGGACUAUUUAUCAAGUCUGCCCAAAUGUGCUGAAUUGGUCAAUUGAUACAUUUUCAAUUACAUAACUAUAGAGAACAUAUGUAAAUUUACACACUCCCAGGAAUGUCAUACAUGAUGGAUCAUUAGCUCAUAACCUAACUUUCACACAUCUAGAAUGCCGGGCGGGGUGGGUGUGGCACCAGAGACAGCAGGGGUUCAAACUGUAGAACCCAGUUCCUACAAUUGAAUAUAAAAAGUAAUCAAACAAAACUAAGCUACAUUUUAUCUCUGGGACCCGUAGGAUGACAAAUCAGAGCAAGAUUACUGAAUGUAAGUAGAUGAUUUACCUUCACAGGUGAAUGUAUCAAACCAGUUGCGGUGAUACGUUUUUUGUUGUUGUGCACUCUCCUCAAACAAUAGCAUGGUAUUUUUUCACUGUAAUAGCUACUGUAAAUUGGACAGCGCACCUGCAUUACUAGCUGUUUGGGGUUUUAGGCUGGGUUUCUGUACAGCACUUCGAGAUAUUAGCUGAUGUAAGAAGGGCUAUAUAAAAUAAAAUUGAUUGAUUGAUUGAGUUAGAUUAACAAUUAUUUAAGCUUUCUGCCCAUAUAAGACAUGUCUACAGUGCCUUGCAAAAGUAUUCAUCCCCUUGGCGUUUUUCCUAUUUUGUUGCAUUACAACCUGUAAUUUAAAUGGAUUUUUGUUUGGAUUUCAUGUAAUGGACAUACACAAAAUAGUCCAAAUUGGUGAAGUGAAAUGAAAAAAAUUACUUGUUUCAAAAAAUGCUAUAAAUAACGGAAAAGUGGUGCGUGAAUAUGUAUUCACCCCCUUUGCUAUGAAGCUCCUAAAUAAGAUCUGGUGCAAGAAGUCACAUAAAUAGUUAAAUAAAGUCCACCUGUGUGCAAUCUAAGUGUCACAUGAUCUGUCACCUGAUCUCAGUAUAUAUACACCUGUUCUGAAAGGCCCCAGAGUCUGCAACAUCACUAAGCAAGAGGCACCACCAAGCAAGCGGCACCAUGAAGGUCAAGGAGCACUCCAAACAGGACAGGGACAAAGUUGUGGAGAAGUACAGAUCAGGGUUGGGUUAUAAAAAAAUAUCCGAAACUUUGAACAUCCCACGGAGCACUGUUAAAUCCAUUAUUCAAAAAUUGAAAGAAUAUGGCACCACAGCAAACCUGUCAAGAGAGGGCCGCCCACCAAAACGAAUUGACCAGGCAAGGAGGGCAUUAAUCAGAGAGGCAACAAAGAGACCAAAGAUAACCCUGAAGGAGCUGCAAAGCUCCACAGCGGAGAUUGGAGUAUCUGUCCAUAGGACCACUUUAAGCCGUACACUCCACAGAGCUGGGCUUUACGGAAGAGUGGCCAGAAAAAAGCCAUUGCUCUAAGAAAAAAAUAAGCAAACACAUUUGGUGUUCGCCAAAAGGCAUGUGGGAGACUCCCCAAACAUGUGGAAGAAGGUACUCUGGUCAGACGAGACUAAAAUUGAGCUUUUUGGCCAUCAAGGAAAACGCUAUGUCUGGCGCAAACCGAACACCUCUCAUCACCCUGAGAACACCAUCCCCACAGUGAAGCAUGGUGGUGGCAGCAUCAUGCUGUGGGGAUGUUUUUCAUCGGCAGGGACUGGGAAACUGGUCAAAAUUGAAGGAAUGAUGGCUGGCACUAAAUACAGGGAAAUUAUUGAGGGAAACCUGUUUCAGUCUUCCAGAGAUUUGAGACUGGGAUGCAGGACAAUGACCCUAAGCAUACUGCUAAAGCAACACAAGAGUGGUUUAAGGGGAAACAUUUAAAUGUCUUGGAAUGGCCUAGUCAAAGCCCAGACCUCAAUCCAAUUGAUAAUCUAUGGUAUGACUUAAAGAUUGCUGUACACCAGCGGAACCGAUCCAACUUGAAGGAGCUGGAGCAGUUUUGCCUUGAAGAAUCGGCAAAAAUCCCAAUAUUUUGCAUCUUCAAAUUGGUAGGCAUGUUGUGUAAAUCAAAUGAUACAAACCCCUCAAAAAUCCAUUUCAAUUCCAGGUUGUAAGGCAACAAAAUAGGAAAAAUGUCAAGGGGGGUGAAUACUUUCUCAAGCCACUGUAUGUCCUGGAAAGUUUGCUGUUACUUACAACAGUCAUGCUAAUCACAUUAGCGCACAUUAGCUCAACAUUCCGUAUACACGUUAAAUAAUAAUGCAUUUGAUUCAUCCAAUGUCUUAACGAUAGAGGAUCAUUUGAUUUCCAGUUUUGAAGUAAAACAUUUUUUAAAUGAUCAAUGAGAAAAGUAUGGUUCAACCCAUAUUUUCUCCCUAUAUUUUCAAUGCAUUUUUCCACAAUAGGUGGGUAAACUGUGUUUUCAUAUGUUUACCCUCCACUACACCACUGAUGAUGAUGAUGAUGAUGAUGAUAUGGGACUGGAGAAGAGUUACACUAGAAAAUUGUAUUAGAGAGUAAUUUUAGAUAAGGAAGUAGUUUAAAUAUUAUAAUUUGUUUUGGAUGCAGGCCGGGCACACUCACUAUCCAAAUCAUGGGGAUAUAAAGCUUUAUUUUUAUUGCAGUACAUGUCCAUAUUUCUGUAUCACAUUUUUUUGACACAUUGUUGAUUUAGCUACAGCAUCGUCAAUUAGUUAAAUUGUUAAAUAUUUGAUAAAGUAUCUAGUAUGUUGUUGAGGUUGUUUUGUUGGGUUUUGCUCAACAGUGGGAAGACGACACAAGGGCUGGGUUUAACUUGGAGAACUUGUGUUUCUGCACUCUGGAUCUAUUUGUGGCUGGGACAGAGACCACCUCUACAACCCUUUAUUGGGGCCUUCUCUUUAUGAUCAACUACCCGGAGAUACAAGGUUAGCGCUCCCAUCGCCAUCACAACGACUUAGUUUGACCCCUGUUGCAUUUAAUCAGUUAAUCAAAGCGAUUGAUCUUGAUUGAUUGAUAAAAGGUAAUGCAUAAAGAUGUGUGCGAGCAUUCGCACACACACACACACAAUUAAUUUGCAUAAUGACUUUCUUUGCAUUGUCUUUUUAUCUUUUAUCCCUGAUGUAGCCAAGGUGCAGGCAGAGAUGGAUGCAGUUGUUGGGUCGUCACGGCAGCCCUCCAUGGAAGACAGUGACAGCAUGCCCUACACAAACGCAGUCAUCCAUGAGACACAGAGGAUGGGGAAUAUCAUACCGCUCAAUGUAUUCCGCAUGGCCACUAAAGACACUGAGGUUGGAGGGUACACCAUCCCUAAGGUCAGUCAUCUCAGGGACCAUCUACUGCAACAUUCAAGGAUUUGUUCCUCUUAACUAAAAUACACCUCAAUGUAUAGUAUGUUGCCACAGUGUUGUGUUCUGUUUGUACAUUUAGAAGCCUUAA
Molecule: messenger RNA, 11664 nt
Organism: Coregonus sp. 'balchen'
Lineage: Eukaryota; Metazoa; Chordata; Actinopteri; Salmoniformes; Salmonidae
Source: the annotation of a GenBank genome assembly